Leptinotarsa decemlineata (Colorado potato beetle) is the source of this 740-nucleotide messenger RNA. Its product is annotated as NADH-ubiquinone oxidoreductase chain 2-like. Lineage: Eukaryota; Metazoa; Arthropoda; Insecta; Coleoptera; Chrysomelidae. The record is from RefSeq and is a predicted model, not a curated record.
AUGUGUGAAAUUGUCCACCACCACACUUUCGUUUUACCCCUGUUCUUUUUAAUUUUUGGUGCUCUGAUUGCUAUUUCUUCAUAUUCUUGAUUUGGAAUAUGGAUUGGUUUGGAAAUUAAUUUUAUUUCAAUUAUUUCCUUAUUGAAAUUCCCGCAAAGAUUAUACCCCCCUGAUCCUAUAGUUAUUUUAAAGNCCUCAUUGAAAUCCCCGCAAAGAUUAUACCCCCCUGAAUUAGCAAUAAAAUAUUUUAUCACACAAAGAUUGGCAUCUGUAGUUGUUUUGUUUUCAAUUUUGAUAUUAAAUAAUUCAAAUGAAUUUAUUUUCAGAAAUUUCAAUUUUUUCAUGAAUUUAAUAUUGAAUUCAGCACUUCUAUUGAAAAUUGGAAUAGCAAAAAUAGCAUUUACUCUAUUAACUUGGCAAAAAUUAAGUCCUAUAGUUAUUUUAACGUAUAAUCUUAAUUCAAUUCAUUUUUUUGUUUUUAUUUCUGCUAUAGUAAGAGGAAUUUUAGGAUUAAAUCAAAUUAGAUUACGAAAAAUUUCAGCUUAUUCCUCUAUUAAUCAUAUAGCUCGAAUAUUAGCAAGAAUUUUAUUUAUUAAAAAAAUUUGAUUUUGGUAUUUCUGUACUUACUCUUUAAUUUUAAUACACAUUAUUUUUAUAUAUUUGAAAUUUUGCUAAUUUUUUAACUUUCAUUCUAAUUACUUUUACAUUAAUUCCUAUGUUCUUAUAUAUUCGCAUAACUU